AUGUUGUCAUCGUAUGGCCGAGCUUGUUCAGGAUUUUGCAGUAUUGCAUCAUCAUUUGGUUGUAAGUUAUCUUGCUGGUCCGAAUGUGGUCAUCAUCAGACCGAGGGUGUCCAUGAUUUUGCUGAAAUAGAUCAUCAGGUGGCCACAAGAUUCCAUGGUCGACCUGAGGGUGUUCAGCAUCAGGCCGAGAGUGUUCGUGGUCGCUCCAAAGCAAGUCAUCAAGUGGCCGCAAGAUUUCAUUGUUGGUCCGCAUGUGAUCAUCAUCAGGUCGAGAUUUUUCGUGAUUUUGCUGAUGGGCGUCAUCCGUUAGGCAAAAUUGAUCAUGAUUGGUCCCAGCUGAAUUCUCUUCGAGCCGAGGUUGUUUGUGGUUGUAUCGAAGGGGGUCAUCUGUGCUUGCAAGUGAUCUUGGUCGGCCCGAAUGUGGUUGUAAUCACCUCAAGGAUUUCCAUGAUUUUGCCACGGGGAUUCACCAGGUGGCCGAAGUUGAUCAUAUUCGGGCCGACAAUGUUCGUGGUCGUGCUGAAGCGAGUAAUCAAGUGGCCGCAAGAUUUCACGAUCCUUCUGAAAAUGCUCAUCAUCGGACCGAAAAGGGCCCUGAUGGGACCAACAUGGUUUAUCCAUCUGAGCUAA
Dibothriocephalus latus is the source of this 630-nucleotide messenger RNA. The record is from the annotation of a GenBank genome assembly. Lineage: Eukaryota; Metazoa; Platyhelminthes; Cestoda; Diphyllobothriidea; Diphyllobothriidae.